AUGACAAGUCUUUCGAGGUUUGGUGGCUGCCCUCUGUCUUGCGUCAACCCUGGGGAGAGCAAUACCGAACCCAGUGUGGUGCUGCCACCUUUGGCAGGGGAGCACAUGGGGCACCCCACUGGCCCUUCUUUAAAACUGUGUCCCUCGCACAAUUUACGAGACUAUCCUGAGACGAGGGCCACUGCAUAUGUUGACCACUCUUUGCCCCACUUUCCGGACACAGGAUACAACAGUCACCGCUUAGACGCCAACCCUAGGGGCAUUAUCAUUGGAACAAACCUGGCAGGAGCAGGCAUGCCACCAGUCACCGAUCAGUUUGCACCGAGACCUAACCAACAUGGCACUAUUGGAAGAUAUCGUGACCUCCACGGCUACAGGGAUAGCCGUAGCCACGCAUUCUUCACAACGUAUCCAGAGCAGGCCCACGGCUCCAUGGAUGCCAGCAGAGACCUGAGUGGCCAGAUGAUGUUAGGUCUUUCAGGAGAUCUUCUCUCAAGGGCGCAUUCGUAUGGGCAAUCCCACAGCAGCCCUCGGGCAAACAGCCAGCAACUUGUUACUCAGUUUUUGGGGCUCUAUAAGCCCUUGAACAUGGCCAUGCAACGAGGAGGGAGUGAUGCAUUCCUCAGGUGCUCCAGACAGACCUUGACGCACGACUUGGUAUGUAAGUGGAGCGAUAGCCAAGGAGACGUUGGCAAGUCGCCAUGUUCCAGGACUUUUGGAACCAUGUAUGAACUUGUCACUCAUGUGACAAUCGAACACGUCGGAGGACCUGAGCAGUCCGAGUACAUGUGCCACUGGGAAAACUGUCCCAGGGACAGAAAGCCAUUCAAAGCCAAAUACAAGCUGGUCAACCACGUCAGAGUGCACACAGGGGAAAAGCCAUUUCCUUGCCCCUUUCAUGGAUGUGAAAAGGUUUUCGCCAGAUCAGAAAACCUCAAGAUUCACAAGAGAACCCACACAGGUGAGAAACCGUUCAAAUGCGAAUAUGAAGGCUGCAACCGGCGGUUCGCCAACAGCAGCGAUCGGAAGAAGCAUUCGCACGUCCACUCGAGCGACAAGCCGUACAUGUGCAAGGUCAGAGGCUGUGAAAAAUGUUACACCCACCCGAGCUCGCUGCGCAAACACAUGAAGCUCCAUUGCAAGGCUUACGCGGCUAAACCGGGCGAGGAUGGCGAGCACGGGUCUCCUGAGUUGGCGGGAGAGCCAGUCCCAUCAUCCCCUGUAGCGGUGACGCGGCCUUUGCCUCCUGCCCCAUCACAGGACUCCCCCGAGACUGUAAGGUCACGCUUUCAUCACACAUUUGACAGCAGUCUGGACUACACGGCGCACAGGCCGCAGUCAUUUUUGGAUCCUAUGUUGCUACACCGGAGCAGUUACAGAGGCGAAACGGGCCAGUACACGUAUAGCCAAACGAGUCCCACUUUUGCCCCCAGUCACAGAACUUUUGGAUCAAACUCACCAUUCCAAAAAAGUAUUGUAAAUGGCUGGUACACGUGCCAUGGUGGCGCAGAGACUUUUUCGUCCAAGCAGGGUAAUAAUGAUUAACAGUGGUAAUAAUGGUCAGGAUGGCUGUACAAGAAAAGCAGACAAGUGGAAUUUGGACAGGUUAUGUGAUUUAGACCCGGAGUUUAAAUGUAUGAAACCAUUUUGCUAUCAAGCUUGAAA
Messenger RNA from Trichomycterus rosablanca, 1665 nucleotides. RefSeq names its product zic family member 6 (gene zic6). Bases 1 to 1545 code for a protein of 514 amino acids. The transcript is spliced from 2 exons. NCBI's taxonomy places the organism in Eukaryota, Metazoa, Chordata, Actinopteri, Siluriformes, Trichomycteridae. Gene Ontology annotation, molecular function: RNA polymerase II cis-regulatory region sequence-specific DNA binding; DNA-binding transcription factor activity, RNA polymerase II-specific. Gene Ontology annotation, cellular component: nucleus. Gene Ontology annotation, biological process: regulation of transcription by RNA polymerase II. The record is from RefSeq and is a predicted model, not a curated record.